This is a messenger RNA of Centruroides sculpturatus (bark scorpion), 1564 nucleotides long. RefSeq lists its product as uncharacterized. Gene Ontology annotation, biological process: spermatogenesis; regulation of DNA-templated transcription. Gene Ontology annotation, cellular component: nucleus. Gene Ontology annotation, molecular function: RNA polymerase II cis-regulatory region sequence-specific DNA binding; protein dimerization activity; DNA-binding transcription factor activity, RNA polymerase II-specific. The record is from RefSeq and is a predicted model, not a curated record. Bases 89 to 1564 code for a protein of 491 amino acids. Lineage: Eukaryota; Metazoa; Arthropoda; Arachnida; Scorpiones; Buthidae. The transcript has 10 exons.
ACGACAUCAUAUCGCUGAUAUUCGAAAAAAGGAACGCGCUACUAAAACUAGUGAAUUUAUAUAUAUAAGCGUAAUACGUUAUAUAAGUAUGGAUACUAAUCAAACUGACAACUGUGUAAUAAAUCAAGAUAAUUCAGAUACGUCUAGUCCACCAGUCAAGAAAAGGGCAACAACCACAGAUUUAGAAAAUAUUGAUGUAAUUAGUAAUAAAAAUGGUCAUUCUGAUCCGCAUAUAACAGACAUUUCUAUUGAACAUGCUGAAAAUAAUACUAAUUGUUCUCCAGAAAUGAGAGCACAAGAAGUAAUAGAGCAUUCAAAAAAUUUAAAAAGUAUUAAAUCGCAGAAUUUUGUUGAAAUAACUUGCAGCUCUCAGAAUACAGAGAAAGAAAGUCAAAUAUUGACUGCUAAUUCGAUUGCUUACAACAAAAAUAUAGAAGAAAAUCAGCCUAAUUCAAGCAUUUCUCAAAAUUCUGCAUGCAACAAAGAUAUGCAAAUAAAGUUGGAACCUACAGAAUCAAGCAGUAAUUCAGAAUUGAUUGUAUCAUUUACAAGACUCUCACCAAUUAAUAUCACUACCAAUCAAGAUUCUGAAGGAUGUUAUAACACAUGCAUUUCUACAACAGUACAGGAUCAAUUAUACUCUACUGAAAAUGCCAUAAAUGCAACUCUUACUAGUCUCAAUCCAUUAUGCCAGAUACAGUUUGGGCAAAGAUGUUCAGGAUGUGUUUUACCAAAGCAAUGCUCAACUCCAAUUUUAUCUGAUUCAUUAAAACAAGUUCCAAUAUCACAUUAUGAGGAAGUAUCUAGAUCUAAAGUUACUCUAGGAAAUUCACCAAAUCUAGCUAAUCACUCAAGAAAUAUUUCUAUGAGUCUGUUAACUAAUACUACUACUUGGUCUCAACACAGUCAAAUGAAUCCCAAGUGUUAUACAUCUGUAAGUUCUCCCAGUGGAUUUAUUUCUACUCCAGUAUCUGGCACAUCAAUACCUCUGAACAGUAGUGGAGAAGAAAUUGAAAAUAUUUCACCAGACUAUCCAAGAGCACCUCAAAAUACACCAGUGAAUUGUGAAGUGACUAGAAUAUCUGCACCUAAUUUACAUAUUAACCAAGUUAUUAGAUUAUUGGAUAAUGAACAAUAUCUUCAAUUCAGUGGUCGAGAAAAUCAUAAUGAAAAAGAAAGGAAGCGAAGAAAUCGUAUUAAAAAUGCCUGUCAAACAUUGCGUAACUUAGUACCAGGUUUGAGUAACAAAACAGAUAAAGCAACUGUUUUUGAAUUUACUGUUGAAUAUCUUAUACAUCUCAAAAAGUAUGUUGGAUCUAAAUAUGACAAGUUGGAACCUACAGAAUCAAGCAGUAAUUCAGAAUUGAUUGUAUCAUUUACAAGACUCUCACCAAUUAAUAUCACUACCAAUCAAGAUUCUGAAGGAUGUUAUAACACAUGCAUUUCUACAACAGUACAGGAUCAAUUAUACUCUACUGAAAAUGCCAUAAAUGCAACUCUUACUAGUCUCAAUCCAUUAUGCCAGAUACAGUUUGGGCAAAGAGUAAUAUUUUUAUCAAAAUGA